GCUCUAUAUCUCUUGAAAGCAAUAGCAAAAUUAAUAUACCUGUUCUUGGGUUGAAGUUGGAAGGUCUUGACCUUACAAAGCAUUAUAUAAAUCAACCUAUAGAAUUAUCUGUUGGAACACGAUUUAAUUCUUGGGCAAUCGCAGAGCACUACUUUAAGGAGUGUGGCUGCCAGAAAGGAUUUGUGGUAAACCGGUAUAGAGUUGAAUAUCACAAAUCUCAUUUGACUCCGUUAAAUGAUCCUGUUAAAAAAAGAACAUAUGUAUGUGAGAAUGCUGGAAAGUAUAAACCUAACAAGACAAAACUGAUAGAACAACAACGUAACAAAGGAUCAAAAAAAACUGACUGUAAAUGGCACGUUAACUUGAGUAACCCGGAAACCAGCAAUUUUGUGCACAUAACACUUGUAUAUCUUGAGCAUAACCAUAAUAUUAGUGCUGAUAAUCUGAGAUUUGCCAUGGCAUUUCAAAAAUUUGAUGAGUCUAUAAUGAAUGAAAUUGAACGUGCGGUUGUAUAUGGCCAUUGCGAUGCUUAUACUAUAAGAAAUUUAUUACAGCCUUUGUUUCCUGGCCAACUUUUUCUUACGCAAGAUUUAUCAAACACAAUCCAAAAAAUCAAGCGUGAAAAAAAUGUUCAAAAAGAAGAUCCUACGAUGUUCAUUCAACCAUUAAUAAAUACAGAUAGUAAUCAGCUAAGUGGUAUUUUUUGGAUGACAGCAAACCAAAUUAUGUUAUGGUCUCGAUAUUCAGAUUUGGCAGCACAGGCGUUUUUAAGUGAUGAAACUCAGGAAAGCUACGAAUGGGUCCUACAACAAACCUUGGAUGCAACUGGUUCUGAACCACAGGUUAUAAUAACAGACAUGGAUCCUGCAAUAGAUGCGGCAUCAAAACUUGGAAGCGAAAAUUUUAAAGAAUUUAUUUGUGAUUUUUGGAAAGCACAGAAUUCUUUAAGCAUUGAAGUUUUUGAGUACCGAUUUCAAUCUUUACUAGAAAAGUAUCCAAGUGCCAACAAAUAUUUGA
This is a messenger RNA of Racocetra persica, 1017 nucleotides long. The record is from the annotation of a GenBank genome assembly. Lineage: Eukaryota; Fungi; Glomeromycota; Glomeromycetes; Diversisporales; Gigasporaceae.